Molecule: messenger RNA, 1545 nt
Organism: Priceomyces carsonii
Lineage: Eukaryota; Fungi; Ascomycota; Pichiomycetes; Serinales; Debaryomycetaceae
Exons: 1
Coding region: 1-1545 (514 amino acids)
Biological process (GO): regulation of glycogen biosynthetic process
Cellular component (GO): protein phosphatase type 1 complex
Molecular function (GO): glycogen binding; protein phosphatase 1 binding
Source: RefSeq, a predicted model, not a curated record
AUGGAUAGUUUCUUCAAGACCCAAAAUUAUUUAGGUCUGAAACUGGUGAUGAACAAUGGUUCUAAACAUGUACCCCAAAUAUCCGAUGAACGAAAGCUCAAUAACUUAAUCAAUAAGGAUGGAGGUACACUAAUAAAUGAUCCAGAGAUAACACUGGGAAAUUACUCGAAAGAGAAUGAUCAUGAAACUGGGUUCGAUACCAUAGUAAGUGAUAACAAGCUCUCAGGCACCGAAUCGAACAUAGAUGAUUCAAAGAGAGUCUGUUUGCAGUCUACUGACUACGAGAAUACCGAGUCAAAUGACGAGCAAACGAACGCAGAAAAGCACCCAUUGAUAAAGAAGAAGUCUGGAGAAGUAGUGAAGCCAUCCUUAAAAGAGAUAUCUACAAUGGAUAGGCAUAUGCAAAAGCAGAGGUCUAAGUCCUUACCAUCUACUCCGACUUACAAACAAGUCCAUUUUGGAAACGAUAACGGCGUCCGUUACUUCAAGAAGAAAGACAAACCAACCACGAUCAGUGCAUCAGGAUCCCCUACUAACGAAGACCCGGAAUACUUUUUUAAUAUUUCAGAUUCUGAUACGGAGGAUCAAUCAAAUGGGCAAGAAGAGGAUCACGAACCAUCAGAUGAAAAUAUUAAAGCACCACCUUUUGAAUUAUCUUUUAGCCCCAAGUACCUAAGAUCAAAUAAGCUCUUAUUCGACUGGAAGCUCGACUUUUUGAAUAUACCAGAAGUUGCAUUGGAAGAUAAGGUGGGAGUCUCGUCGCCAGUCUUCUUAGAAAAGCUAUUUCUUUCAUUAGAUAAACUGGAUCUAAUAGGGAUAAUUGCUGUCAAAAACCUUGCAUACGAGAAGUUAGUCCACGUUAGAUAUACCAUUGAUAACUGGCUCACGUUUAUAGAGAUUCCAGCUUCAUAUUCACCCGACACAACAACUUAUUUGAAAAAUAAUAACUAUGAUCGGUUCGACUUCAGGAUACGGUUGGACACUUUGUUUAAUGGAUUUGGAAUGCAGUCCACUCAAUAUCAGGAUAAACCAUACUCUAUUCUGAAGGUCUACCAAUUUUGCGUGAGAUAUAAGGUUAAUAAUGAGGAAUUUUGGGGCAACAAUAAUAGGGAGAAUUACACAAUUAGAUUGACCAAAAGCUCAAGGAAUUAUAUUAAUCCUAAAAUCCAGGCACAUGAUAGGAAACCGAAGUAUUCAAGUUCUUUUCGAAGAAGAAGGUCAGUGGACACAGAAUCUGAGACCGAUAGUGAUGCUUUACAGCUCCAUGAUAAAUCACUGAGUGAGGCUGAUGAACCUGUUUCACAAAAGACCAAAAAAGAGCAAUCGCUGGCUGGCGAAGAAACAAAACCCAAAUACUCUGCACCUCGUAUUAGUAUCUUAAAUGACCUACCAGCUAGCUUUAACUUACCUCAGAACAGGAAGAAGAACCCAAGCGAGGAAGAAGACUCCAGAUUUAGUAAAUCAUAUCAAGAACUUUUGGAUAAAUGUUGCUUUUCUUCUUCAAUGCCACCGAAUGAUUAUAAGGAUGAUUUGGCUCUACUUUAA